AUGCGUCAAUUCCAGCAGGUCUCCAUUUCUAAAUGGGAAGACCCGUACGGUAACUCUGCACCAAACACUGUGCAGAACAUUUAUGGCACCCCAAGUCCACCACCACAACCACAGGGCUAUUACGCCACAGCAAACAUACCGCAGCCGCACAGCUAUUAUGCCGCACAAAGUGCACCACCACCGCCGAUACUUCUUCGCCGUGUAGUGCCACCACCCCCUACAUUGUCUUAUUCGAUUGGUAGCCAAGGGGCAGGUGAGGACAACAAGAAUAACAAUGAUCAGCAGAAUCAAUUGACAACUAUUGAUGUAGGAGAUUCCCCAGCUACGCCACUGGAACAACCUCCAGCGGCAUCGAAUGCUACUAUACAGGCAAACACCGAGGGGACUGCCCCUGAAAAUAUAUCAGCCCAGGCACCUGUUCUUCAAGGUAGUGAGAGUGAUGAUGUGACAGGAAAGAUUGUAGCUAAAUGUGUCAAAGAUGAACCUCCAGGACCACCGCCACCUCCACCAGCACCAAUAGCUAUUGCCCCUGUCCCAGUUCAACGAAGCCCACCAGCGCCAGCGCCUGCACCAGCACCCCCCGUGCAAUAUGCAAGUCCUCCACCAGCACCCGCACCCCCCGUGCAAUAUGCAAGUCCUCCACCAGCACCAGCACCCGUGGUCCCAUCACCUCCGGCAUCAGUUGUAGGGAGUGAGAAGAGUGGUGAGUCCGAGCAGGCCGCUCAAGAGCCCCCCAAAUCCCCAACAACCAAGUUUGUUCAUUUUACCUCUGACACAAAAGACCCAGACGCCGCAGAAGAUGGUAAGAAGAAGAAGCCAAUUGGGUUUACUAGAGUUAAAGCUACCGCAUUCGUUCGUUUGAAGAAAUCAUCGACGACUCCUUCUGCACCCCCUCCAAAAGAGGAAAAGAGGAAAAUCAUUUCUCCAGAAGGCUUUAUUAGAAGACGGAGAAGGAGCUCGCUCUUCUCGUCCUCGUCUUCCGAGAAGCUUAAGCCCAGCAAGGAAGAGAGAUCCAGAAGCAAGAGAGGCAAUGAUCCUAGUCCGCCUUCGAGUGAUGCUGGGACAAGCUAUGUACCAUCUGCUCCUUCAUCUGUUAUUUCUGAGAGCGUCAUUGUCGAGGAGACAGCGGCAGAUGUCGCGCGAUCGAUUGUCAGCGAACCUGUCCCAGUACCACUACCUCCUCCACCACCUCCUCAACCGAUAGAAGAAGCCCCUGCUCCUGUAGCAACACCGCCCGCCGCAGAAGAGCCUGUCAUCGAAAACGAACCAGCACCGGCAGCACCUCCUGCAGAAGCUCAAGAAUCCUCACCUGAGGAGCCACCACAACCGGACGAACCCGUUGCUGCUGCCUCUGAUGCUAGCGGUUCUGCGCCUCUUCCUGAAGCCCCAGAACUAGUGUCGGUCGAGUUUGUCGUCGCUGAAGUUGUUCCAUCACUAGCCGGGUCAACGGUUGAAGCUGCUGAUCAGGACGAAAAUCAGGUGCCAGAACCAUCAACAGAAGUCAAUGAAUCGACCAGUGAAGAAGAUCAGGUAGCUAAUGAGCCCGCUUCUGAGCCGGCACCGGAGCCAGCGCCGGAACCAACACCGGAACCGGUGCUCGAGCCAGCACCGGAGCUAGUGGAAGAGCCCGCAGCAGCAGAGCCAGCCCCAGAACCAGCUGCAGAGCCAGCCCCAGAGCCAGUCGCAGAGCCAGCCCCAGAACCAGCUGCAGAGCCAGCCCCAGUCGCAGAGCCAGACCAAACUCCUGCGGUCGAGACUGCUGCUACUGAGCCUGAAGCUGAGAUCGCUGUCGAGGUACCAUCUGAACCACAAGAGGCCGAGGCCGAAGAGGCAAAGCCCGCUGGGGACGCUACCGCUGCCCCCGCUGCUGAAGCCCCCGCUGAUGACGCUCCUGCCACCAAGGAACCUUCUGCUGCUGCUGCUGCUGCUACUGACGAAGCUCCCACUGUUGAAGCUACUGCUAGCGAGGAGAUUCUAGCUGCUGAAGAGGCCCCAGCUGUCGAGGAGGCCCCCGCAGUUGAAGCACCUCCUGCUGAGGAGACUCCAGCCGCUGAAGAGGUCCCCGCUGUCGAGGAAGUCCCCUCUGUCGAGACAGUUCCUGCCGCCGAAGUCACCGCUGUCGAGACAGUUCCAGCUGCCGAAGCCCCUACUACUGAGGAGACCCCAGCCACUGAAGAGGCCCCUGUUGAAGUAGCUCCUGCUGCUGAGGAAGCUCUUGUCGAAGAGACACCUGCUAUUGAAGAAGCCCCAGCUGCCAAAGAAGCUCUUGUUGAAGAAGUUUUCGCUGUUGAACCACCUUCUGUUGAAGCUCCCGUUAUCGAAGAAGCCUCCGUUAUUGAGGAGACCCCAGCCACUGAAGAGGCCUCUGUUGCUAAAGAAGCACCUAUCAUUGAAGAAGUUCCUAUGGAUGAGGUUCCAGCAGCUGAAGUAGCUCCCGUUACUGAAGAUACUUCAGCUACCGAAGUUGUAGCCACCAAAGAAGACACCGCUACUGAAGAAACCCCCGUCAUUGAAGAAGUUCCUAUCCCUGAGGAAAUUUCAACCACCAAAGAAACCCCUGUUACUGCAAAGGUUGCCACUGUUGAAGAUGUCUCUGAUGACGAAGAAACUCCUAUUACUGAGAAGACUCCAGCCGCUGAAGAGGUUCCCAUCGAUGAAGCUCCAGUUGCAGAAGUCCCUGCCACUGAAGAGACUCCUGCUGUUGAAGAAGCGCAUGCUACGGAAGAUGCGCCAACUACUGAAGCCCCUGUUGUUCAGGAGACUCCAGCCGAGGACACUCCUACUACUGAAGAAGUUCCUCCUGCAGAAGAAACCUUAGCUACGGAGGGUAGUCCAGCCAUUAAAGAGACUCCUAUGCCUGGGGAAUUUCCUGAGGAGGACCCCGCAACUGAAGAAGUUUGUUCUACUGAGGACAUUUCGGUUACGGAAGAUGUUCCUGCUACCGAAAAGGCUGCUAUCCCUGAGGAAGCUCCUGUCAUUGAGGAAGCUCUCGCUACUAAAGAGGCUUCGGCAGUAGAGGAGAGAGGUCCUUCAACUGUGAUUGAGGAAGCACCCGCCAAAGAAGCCUCCCCCAUUACUGAAGAGGCUUGGACUAUUGAAGAAGCCAAGGAAAUCCCUGCCACCGAAGCUUCCGCCACGACAGAAGAAGAAAAGACGAGUGUCGCGGAUGCUAAGGUAGAAAGCGGAAGUGAAGCUGCACCUGUAGCCCAGUGGUCAAGCGAGGAAAAUGAAGCGGAAGUGAAGUUGCGGUCUGGAGAGGCGAGCACGGAUGCAGUAGCUGAAUCUCAACUUUCCGAAUCUCGCGCUCCUCAAGACAUUGUCGAUACGUCCUCGCCUGAUGAUGCCCCGACCGUCGAAGAUACAAGCGACGACGCUGACGCCCACGAUACCAUAGCUGCAGCAGCAGCAGCAGAAGAAGAAGAAGAUGAUGACUCUAUACCUGUUGAGGAAAGUUCAGACGACGAUGAUGCAUCUGUGGAUGACUGGAUUGCUGAUGGAGAUGGCGGUGACUGGAUUGCCGAUGGCGAUUCAGAUGAUGAGGACUCUGAGCAAGAAAUGUCCGACUGGGAACAGGAUGACGACUCGUCACAAUGUGAUGCGAUCGAGACGGAUGCAUCUGAACAUCACGAUGGCGAUGGUCCGAGUACUGGGAGGAGCUCGAUCGAGCCGAAGGGUGAAGACAGGGAUAAUUUAGAAUCACAGCAGCCGGCGGGGAGUGUGGAGGUGGUUGCAUUCGAGGAAGACAGCACGGGUUGCACGGGCGAGGCAGAAGGCAAGAGGGCCAUGGGCGAGCAGGGCGAUGGCAAAGGCGUCGAGGCAGAAGCAACACCAGAAUGCAGUCCGGGCGGUGAUGCUGUGGGCGCACUAGAGGUUACACCUGUUCUGGACCCUGGUGUCGGUGAGGGAACAUGGGCACAAAGCAAUAUGCCUCGCGAGGCCAGCGAAGCGGGCGUGGAGUCGGGGAGGCCCGAUGACGUGGGAGAGGCGAGGUUGAGGGAGACGAUAGUCGACACCGCGGCCAAUCUACCCACAGUCAACGACACACCGGACGAGUCAUGCGCAAUCACCCCGGCUCACGCUACUAGUGAAGUGAGCCCAAAUUCGGCCUCAGAAGAGGCUGGCGUACAAGCACAAAGUGAUCAACACGCUAUCCAAGACGACCUCCCUGACGACUCUCCUGACGAGCCACACGUUGCUGACUCCUCUCCGCAACACGCCAACCAAGAUGUUGUAGCAGCAGAUUCAGGAGUAGCAGAAAGCGAAACUAGCCCUGCUCCAGAUUUACCAGCCACUGAGGUAUCCGAAGCGAUUGCUACUAGCCAAGUUUCUCUAGAGGUGUCUGAUCCCCCCGAAGUGGACAUGAAGGCCAACGCAGUCCCAGCAGUCCCAGCACACCAAGAGAAGAUAGCAGAAGAGCCAGAGUCCGACUCGGGAAGCGAACCUGAGUCUGAAGAUGACGAUUGGUCUGGCUCUGAAGUUUCAUCUGCCCCUGCCGAUGAUGUCUCGCAGGUUGAUGAUGACGACACGCCCAGCUCUGAACCUGUACAGGACGUGAACGACAAUGUCAAAGAUGCCGCCCUGGAGCAAAAGGCUCCUGUAACGGCUGACAAGUCCGAUGCACCAUUAGAGGACCAAGCCAAGGAUAACGUCGACGAUGGUCCCGAAGGUUCAGGCUCCGAGGUAUCAGCAACAGCCGAACCCGAAGAAGGCGAAUCUGGAAUCGUGGAAGACGUGAGCCAAUCUGGAAUCGAAGAAGACGGUUCGACUUGUGAGCCACCCCCAGAGCCUUUGCCAACUGAGGACUCCAAUCCGCAAGGUUCUGAAGCUGGCUCAGAAAGUGUUUCCAAGAGCGCUGCGGAUGGUCCUGCUGAAGGAGACUCCAUUGUAUCUUCAGAGGGCUCCGAAGGCGACGAGGAAGAGCCUGCUACAGAAGAGCCCGCUGCGGAUGCAACAGUACCCGAACCACAAGGCGUGCCUGAGCCGAAAGAUGUGCCUGAGCCAACGGAAGAUGACGCCGAAGAUGAUGCUGAAGAAGAUGCUGAAGAAGAUGCUGAAGACGCCGAAGACGACGACUGGGAUGGCUCCUCUGCAGCGAGUGAGUCUGGAAGUGAGGCUGAAGCUGACGAAGCCGAGGAGCAACCGGAGGCUGCGACUGAAGCGCCCGAAGACGAAACUACCUCAGCUGUAGAUGCAGAGCCAGAAGCUGAUACCGCUGCAUCCGAAGCGGACGUCCAGUUGAUCGAGCCGGCUGCAUCUGAAGCGGAGGUCCAAUUGAUCGAGCCGGCUGCGGACGCAGAAUCUCAAGCAUCUGGCCCGGAAGUAAGCUCUACAAGUGUUGCAGAGCUGGAAGAGGCUCAGGAACCCAACACUCCUGCACCAGUUCCUGAAGAGGCUCCGGCAGAGGAUACAACUCCUGAUGCUGACAAGGAGGUUCUCCAGGAGCAAGUGGAGGAUAGCCUGGCCGAGGAUAGCUUUGUGGAGAGCGAAGAUGCUGAUCCAGCCCCGGCUGCUGCACCAGAUGUGGAGCCUGUACCACCAACUGAAAUCGGCACAGCAGAGCCGCCUUCGGACGGGUCAGAUAUUGCAUCGGGAGAGAGUGAAGUGUCGGUAGAAGAGGAUGGAGAAGUAGAGGAAGCGCCCGCAGACGACAGCCCAACCACGGAAGAUGCUGCCGCGGCGGAAGACCAACCUUCGGAGGUACUGUCUGAUCUGGUUGAGUCAGUCGUAGAAGAGAGUGUUGCUGAGGAACAAGCACCUCCUGCUGAAGAUGCUGCUCCAGAGCCAGAUGCUGAACCAAUCGCCGAAUCAGUUGCUGAAUCAGUCGUUGAGUCGGUCGCUGAGCCAGCUGAUGAGUCGGUCGCUGAGCCAGUCGAUGAGCCAGUCGAUGAGCCAAUCGAUGAGCCAGUUGAUGAGUCGGUCGCUGAGCCAGUUGCUGAGCCAGUUGCUGAGCCAGUUGCUGAGCCAGUUGCUGAGUCAAUCGCUGAAUCAGUAGCUGAAUCAGUAGCUGAACCAAUCGCUGAACCAGUCGCAAUUCCAGCAAAAGCUGAGCCUGAAGAAGAGUCUCUCCCAGUGUCCGAGGGAGAGGAAGAAGAAUCACAGUCAGAGGCUGCAACCGAGUCUGUACUUGCAGAGGACCCUGUUCCAUCAGAGGAGCCAGAAGCUGCACCGGCACCCGAGCCAGAAGCUGAGGAACCCGCGCCUGUUGAACCAGAAGCAGAGCUAGAGCCAGAGCCAGAGCCAGAACCAGUACUAGAAGCGGUGUCAGCAGCUGAGCCAGACCCUGUGCCAGCACCAGAGGAUGAGCCAGACCCUGCGCCUGAGCCACCAACAGAGCCAGAACCCGAGCCACCUGUGGAGCCUGAGCCUGAGCCACCUGUGGAACCCGCACCUGAACCGCCAGCGGAGCCCGCAUCAGAGCCACCAGCGGAUCCUGAGCCAGAACCACCAGUGGAUCCCGAGCCUGAGCCCCCAGUAGAACCUGAACCUGAACCUCCAGUGGAGGUUGUACUAGAGCCACCAAUGGAACCAGAACCAGAACCACCAGUGGAGCCUGAGCCUGAACCUCCGGUGGAGCCAGCACCCGAGCCGCCCGCAGAGUCCGAACCAGAGCCUGAAUCACAUAUUGGCACGGCGGUAUUGGCAGGGGGGGCAGCAUUGCUAGGGGGGGUAGCAUUGGUAGGGGGGUCAGCCAAUAGAGGAACCAAGGAGGAUGUUGCCCCUGUAGACAGGUCCUUCGACUUCAGACAAAGUCCAACUCGACCACCUCCACCUAUUCCCGUCGAUGAGCACAGAGAGCGCGACAUCGCAAUUGACGAUGACCUUUCAGGGGAGCCUCCUGUCCGUGAGAAGACCCGUCGGAGGCACUCGCAUGCUCAUCGUGACGGCUACCAUUACUCGAGUCGUAGGCGUGACAGUGAUGCUAGUUACAGGGAGCGCCCGAUCAUGGCUGUACCAGACCCUUCCAGCAUGCCAAAGACGAAGCGUCGCGACAGCAUGAACGAACGCGAAGCUGAACGGAGAAGAGAAAGAUUACGUGAGGCUGAGAAAACCGGCAGCAGUAGCGAUAGAGAGAAAGCCUAUCCGGAGUAUCGGCCCCACCGCCGCGAUAGUAGGAGCGACGAGAGACACCCUAAGCGUCGCCCCGUUGAGGAGAAGGAAGAUGAAGCAGAGAAACUAAGGCGACGUGAAGCUCGGAGGGCUGAAAAAGAGCGACUUGCUGCUGCGGAUGCUGCUCGGCUCAAAGCUGAAGAAGAAGCUAGAAAACUGGAACAUCGUGAACGACGCCGUGCAGCAAAGCGAGCAGAGGAGGAAUACAACAGAGCCCAGGAGGAACGCCGAAGGCUUAAGGAAGAGAAGAGACAGGCUAUUGAAGAUGAGGAACGACGAAUUCGACACGAAAAAAGGCGACAGCGGCAUGAGGCUGAGAAAGAAGCGAAGCGUUUGGAGCUGGAGAAAUUGGAACAGGCUGCACGUGAUGAGGAAGAGGCCAAGAGAAUUCGACGACAAAAGAGGGCGGAGCGGGAGGCAGCUAAACUAGCAGCGGCGCUUCAAGAGGAUCUCAUCGAGCCACCUCGCGAUACUGCUCGACGUGCUGCAGAGGACUAUGACGAGCCACUGCCACCCCCUCCUCUACCGCCCGUCGUUGACGAGACGCCACGUAGUGCACCACGAAGACGACUGAGCAUCCGAGACACUCCGCCGGGCGGAAAGCGUGGCGGUAUUUUUGGCGGCAUUUUUGGUCGUUCGAAGACGGAAGCUGCUCCACCUGUGCUAAAACCCACCCGGUCAACCCGCGCGCGCGCAAACACACUAGACGGUCCCAUCAAAGCUCCAAGGAGAGAAUUCGAACCGGAGAGUUCUCCAAGCAGGGAUAUCUCAUCCAACAAUGAGAGCCGAGACCGAGGCGAACGCGUACAUCGUAAUCGACGUUAUUCACACCAGCGCCGUCAAUUCGGAUCACCUGAAGAAGAGGCCGAAUACUACAGGUGGAAAGAAGAGCGGCGUUACAUGCGCCGUCCAGAACAUGAAAUGUCUGGUGGUAGGGAGUUUGGAGUUACUUUUGCAUCGCCAAUCGAUGACCUUCCCCCGCCCCCGCCUAAACCUUUUGAAUACGAUGUCGACGAUGAGGCAAUCGAUGAUGCGGAAUCACCUAUCAUUGAGGACGCAGCCGCAGUGGUUGGUGUAGCCUCUUACUCGGAUGAGGAACGACGCGAACGUCGACGCAGUCGGCGCAUGUCCAAGCCGGAGGAACGUCCCAAGGCACGCCGCAUCUCCGUCACUGAGAAGGAGCGACCUUCUGGUCGUCGCCCCGAGGCUGACCGGCCACGAACUCGGGACCGCGGAGAUGACCGCCCACGUGUAAAGAGAGGCGAGAACGAGCGCCGUGAUAGAAGAAAGAAGGAAGAGUCGAGUGGUCUCAAGGGACUGUUUGGAGGACUCAAGAAGAGAAUUGCUUAGUUCUCAUUGAUGAGACUGAGACGAUAACGAUGACACACUGACAAAGAAGACAAGAAUCAUUCCUCUACGAAACUGGGACAAAGGCGUUAAUUGGCGAGGGGAGUUUACAGCAUCUUGCUUCUCUUGUACCGACCGAAAAGGAAUAACCAUUUACAUCAGGUGUUUUCUGUGUUUUUUUUGUUUCCCGCAGGAGUCUAGGACAGAUGUUUGACGUCCGGUGUAAGAGGAAGGCGGAACAUAUGUAAUAGUACUUUGUACCCGUUUCCUUCUUUAUUUUUCUAUACUUUUCUCUUCAUUUUCAUUUUCUUUUCUUCGUUUAUAUUUAGAUCACCAGAGAUGACUCGCAAGAGGACACAACAUACAGUAUAACUUUGUAUUUAACGUUGGAGACGAUGGAGACGAAGAGAUAUUCAUGAUAAGAAUGCCAACUUAUGUCGAUUAU
Molecule: messenger RNA, 8899 nt
Organism: Bipolaris maydis ATCC 48331
Lineage: Eukaryota; Fungi; Ascomycota; Dothideomycetes; Pleosporales; Pleosporaceae
Source: RefSeq, a predicted model, not a curated record